GAUCUGCGUAAACAGAUGGAGAGUGCUGAACUGAAGAACCAGCGGUUGAAGGAGGUGUUCCAGAGGAAGAUUCAGGAGUUCAGGACGGUGUGUUAUGUUCUGACAGGCUAUCAGAUAGACAUCACUACUGAGAACCAGUACAGACUGACCUCUGUCUACGCUGAACACAUGGACGACUCUCUGCUGUUUAAGGCCAGUGGAGGUGUUGUGGGCAGUGGAGGCAGUAUGCAGCUGAUGGAGACAGACUUCAGUAGAACCCUGAGAGAGAUGGUGGACCUCCACCUGCACCACCAGAAGAGCAUCCCAGCCUUCCUCUCUGCUGUGACCCUCGACCUCUUCAGCCGACAGACCACAGUCUGACUUGACCCUCGACCUCUUCAGCCGACAGACCACCGUCUGACUUGACCCUCGACCUCUUCAGCCGACAGACCACGUUCUGACUUGACCCUCGACCUCUUCAGCCGACAGACCACGGUCUGACUUGACCCUCGACCUCUUCAGCCGACAGACCACGGUCUGACUUGACUCUCGACCUCUUCAGCCGACAGACCACGGUCUGACUUGACCCUCGACCUCUUCAGCCGACAGACCACGUUCUGACUUGACCCUCGACCUCUUCAGCCGACAGACCACGUUCUGACUUGACCCUCGACCUCUUCAGCCGACAGACCACGUUCUGACUUGACCCUCGACCUCUUCAGCCGACAGACCACCGUCUGACUUGACCCUCGACCUCUUCAGCCGACAGACCACCGUCUGACUUGACCCUCGACCUCUUCAGCCGACAGACCACCGUCUGACUUGACCCUCGACCUCUUCAGCCGACAGACCACCGUCUGACUUGACCCUCGACCUCUUCAGCCGACAGACCACCGUCUGACUUGACCCUCGACCUCUUCAGCCGACAGACCACCGUCUGACUUGACCCUCGACCUCUUCAGCCGACAGACCACCGUCUGACUUGACCCCCCGGGGUUGAGGGUGUCCUGUGAUGUUAUAUGACCUGUGACCUCAUUGUUUGACAUGUGAUGUCAUUGCCUUGACCUCUUCACAUAAGGGUUAAGGUUAGGAUUGAGGGAAGGGAAGCUGAUCCUAGAUCUGUCAUUGUUGUCUGACCUGUGGUGUCGUCAUGUGACCUAUGACCUCACUAUCUGACCUGUGAUGUCAUGGUCUGACUCACACAGCUGUGCGAUGGACUCUGAUGAUAAUAAUAUAGAGUUGAAUAAAGGGAGUCGCUGUCUAGACUUACGUCAAUUCUCUUAGUCUGUCACAAAUGGCACCCUAUUCCCUACAUAGUGCACUACAAGAGCCUGAAGGUAGUGCACUAUAUAGGGAUUAGGGUGACAGCCUGUGUCUUUAUAUAGUGUGAUCUCUGUAACCUUCAGUCAGAUGUUCUGUUAUUGUUUCACUACUUCCUGUGUCUUUAUAUAGUGUGAUCUCUGUAACCUUCAGUCAGAUGUUCUGUUAUUGUUUCACUACUUCCUGUGUUGAUCUUUGCUCCAAAGCUGUUGUUUUUUUUUGCAGAAGGUUCAUAUGGCUUCAUGUUGGACACACAGCCGAAUGUCAUUAUCAACAGAGACACACAACUAUCAUCUAGUUAUUUUAAACAGAGACACACAACUAUCAUCUUGUUAUUUUAAACAGAGACGCACAACUAUCAUCUAGUUAUUUUAAACAGCGACACAACUAUCAUCUUGUUAUUUUAAACAGCGACACAACUAUCAUCUUGUUAUUUUAAACAGCGACACACAACUAUCAUCUAGUUAUUUUAAACAGAGACACACAACUAUCAUCUAGUUAUUUUAAACAGCGACACACAACUAUCAUCUUGUUAUUUUAAACAGAGACGCACAACUAUCAUCUAGUUAUUUUAAACAGCGACACACAACUAUCAUCUUGUUAUUUUAAACAGCGACACACAACUAUCAUCUUGUUAUUUUAAACAGCGACACAACUAUCAUCUAGUUAUUUUAAACAGCGACACAACUAUCAUCUAGUUAUUUUAAACAGACACACAACUAUCAUCUUGUUAUUUUAAACAGAGACGCACAACUAUCAUCUAGUUAUUUUAAACAGCGACACACAACUAUCAUCUUGUUAUUUUAAACAGCGACACACAACUAUCAUCUUGUUAUUUUAAACAGCGACACAACUAUCAUCUAGUUAUUUUAAACAGCGACACAACUAUCAUCUAGUUAGUUUAAACAGAGACACACAACUCUCAUCUAGGUAUUUUCUUGUAAAUGGAAAGCAGUGGAAAAGGUCUAACCUGAAUGAGUUGAUUUGUCAUUAGAACAAACAGCUUUAUUACUUCCUGCCUCUUAGUUUGUUUUCUGAAUCCCAUUUCUGAACAGAAAUAUAAACGCAACAUGUCAAGUAUUUAGCAAACAUUUCUCUACCGUAAGCCGCAAUGUCGUUUUAGAGAAUUCGUCAGUACAUCCAACC
Messenger RNA from Salvelinus namaycush (lake trout), 2445 nucleotides. RefSeq names its product mitotic spindle assembly checkpoint protein MAD1-like. Gene Ontology annotation, cellular component: mitotic spindle; nuclear envelope; kinetochore. The record is from RefSeq and is a predicted model, not a curated record. The transcript is spliced from 3 exons. Gene Ontology annotation, biological process: attachment of mitotic spindle microtubules to kinetochore; mitotic spindle assembly checkpoint signaling. Lineage: Eukaryota; Metazoa; Chordata; Actinopteri; Salmoniformes; Salmonidae. The coding region runs from base 16 to 360 and encodes 114 amino acids.